Molecule: messenger RNA, 2397 nt
Organism: Penicillium canariense
Lineage: Eukaryota; Fungi; Ascomycota; Eurotiomycetes; Eurotiales; Aspergillaceae
Exons: 2
Coding region: 1-2397 (798 amino acids)
Molecular function (GO): protein binding
Source: RefSeq, a predicted model, not a curated record
AUGCAGUCUCAUCUCACGAGACAGGUCUUCCGGGCGCUCAUCAACAACGAGCCGCUGUCUUUUUCGAGAUGCCGGCGAAACCAACUGCUGCAUAUCAUCUCCCCCGCACGAGUCCGGUCAAGCCUCGCGAGCCUUCCUCAUGUACAGCGACGAACCCUCUUCGCCUUCAAUCUGGACCCGAAAGCUGCUGCAGGGGAAGGGCAGCCCACAACCUUGGCCUCCGAAAAGGGUCUGAAGCCGAUGACCGACCUGAAGCGGUCACUGGAAGAUAAAAGCAGGGCCCCUCCGGACCAUACGCUCGCCAACGCCUUCAAGCUCUUCUUCGAGACACGAGUGGAUUCCCCCGGAGUCAUCAACUCAUUCCAGGCGCGGCUGUUGUCCAUGACAUGGAAAUACCUGAAAGCCCGGCAAGAAGAGCUAGACGAUGGCGACUGGCACAAUGUCUUCUCGGUGGACAGUCUGGAGCGAAUCCUCUUCGUGCUUUCCGAAGCCCAGUGUCUCCCCGAAUCGCGCGAGACGAUCCUGAAGAUUGCGCGCUUUGCCUACCUCGAGCUCCGUGCUGACCACGGUUUUGGUCCCAAUUCGGUUAGCCGUCCGGCUCUCCUAGUCUACAUCAAUCUUCUCUCAAUAAACGGGAACCCAGAGGAGGCCCGACAUGUCAUCAUCGACUUUGGAGGUCAGUUACGUGGGGCAAAGCCGUCUCCAUGGCUCACCGUCCUCAAAGGAUUCGCCCUGAAAGACGACCGGCGUCAGCUGCGGAAAAUCACCCAGGACUUGGAGAAAUACGGGGUCAAGUUUGACCAAGCUUCCCACGAAGAGCUUAUUGGGAUUCUCAUCGCACAAGAUCUAUUCAAAGCGGUGCAGACCAUCUACGAGUGCCCAUUGGCCGAUAACGCCGAGCCUUCUUUAGACACCAAGAAGGCUGUGAUCAACUAUGCGGUGAUGAGGUCAGAUAUUGUAUGGGCGAAGACAAUUUACCAGACCCUUUCUGAAGGUUCCAGUCCCAGUCCGGAGACUGCAGGUAUUGCUUUGCUUUUGGAAGCGGCGCAGGGUAGCAGUGCAUCCUCUCUGGCCGAAAAGGUCAAGCUAUGGACUGCGACAAACCCCCGAAUCAAGGGAAUACUCACGAUCGCAGAUGUGAACAAUCUUCUUCGGUAUGCCAAUGUGAAGGAGGACCCAAAGUUGGCCGCUGCCUUCGCCAAGCUGGCAGAGCAGUGGGGGCUUGUUCCUGAUGAGCAGACGCAUUUGUUGCAACUUGAAUCGUCCGUCCAGGCCGGUGAUGUUGAGACUACACUUCAGAUUCUUGAGAAUCAGGUGGAUCCGACUUCUCUACCCCAAGCAAAUAUCUCUCUUGCCAACAAGCUCAUCACAAUGCUUUGCUUGUCGGAAAAGAAAGACUCCUUGUUCCAACAGAUCUCGUCUCUCCUAGAUCCAUUGUUUCAAGAUGAUGUGCAGCUGGAACCGGCCACUGUUGCUGCAUUGACCAGUAUGCUUCUCUACCGCCAUGAUAACGCGGCUGUUUCCGAGCUACUUCGUCCGCGACUGGCCACCUACGAUAGCCAGGGAAAGACUCUCAUCCGCACCGCGGUCACCGACUUCAUCCUGGAUCUCAACCAGAAGGACGACGACGUAUGGGAGGUAUACGAGCUGUUCAGACUCGCGUUCCCGGAGACCGGCGUCAGCGUGCGAACCGAGCUGAUGAGUACCUUCUUCGAGCGCAAGCGCAGCGACCUCGCCGUCCUCGUCUUCGGCCACAUGCGGCAGGCAGAAGAUCUGUCUCGCCGGCCCAAGCCGGACACUUAUGCGCGGUGCUUCCAGGGUCUCGCGCGAACCAGCGACGCAACCAAUCUGGAACUCGUGCACAACAUGCUUAAGCUCGACCUCGAGGUGGAGCUCAACACGCGGAUCCUGAAUGGGCUAAUGCUGGCCUACGCCGCCUGCGACAUGCCCGAGAAGAGCAUGAAUAUCUUCCGGCAGAUCCUGCAGUCGGACGAGGGGCCCUCGACCAAGACCAUUGCGCUGUUCUUCAAGGUCUGCGAGAAGCACCACAAUGGCGUGCAGGAGGCCAUCAAGAUGUUCAAUAAAGUGAAGAAACUGGAGAUUGAGGUUGAUCGCCGGCUAUACUCAUCGUACAUUGAGGCGGUGGCUGCGCAGUGUGAGUUCGAUCUGGCGACAGAGGCUAUCAAUAACAUGCACGCCGAGAUUGGGGUGCCUCCCACGAGUACAACGAUUGGACUGUUCUAUAAUGCCAUUCCCUAUCAGUAUUGGAAGGACCAGGUGGAGGAGUGGGCUCGCGAGAAAUAUCCCGAGCUAUGGGCCCACCUGGAAAGAACCGAGCGUAGCGAGCACGAGGAAGGGCAGAAGUUUGAUGGCAUCUCGAAUGAGGUCUGGGUGUAG